Drosophila willistoni is the source of this 715-nucleotide messenger RNA. RefSeq lists its product as uncharacterized. NCBI's taxonomy places the organism in Eukaryota, Metazoa, Arthropoda, Insecta, Diptera, Drosophilidae. The transcript is spliced from 3 exons. The record is from RefSeq and is a predicted model, not a curated record. Bases 1 to 645 code for a protein of 214 amino acids.
AUGACGCCUGUAGUUGAGAGGCCUGUGCUGCGGUCUGGUGCUGCUGGCCAGCUGGUUGAUGCAGUUGCUGCAACGCUAAAUGCUGCAGGUGUUAUUAAAAAGGGGCAACGUUACAAGGUCAAGGACAAUAUCCAGGCUGUUCACACGAAAUUCGUGGCGGACUUCAAAGCAACAAUUGGAUUCAAGCAGCCGGCAGAAAAUCUAUUGAUUAAAUGUGAUCCCAUUCAGUUAAAGGGAUUCCUGCAGACUCUCAAACUGGAUAUGGAGGGCAAGGACGCCAUCAAUUUGAGACUGAAUAUAGCCACUGCCACGGCCAUUACACAAAAAGCAAAGUCACAGACUAAAAUGACUAUAAAUCGUCGCUGCGAUUAUCCCAUCAAGGGUUUUCCACGAUCUCUGCAGUCUCUGACAAUCAAUAGUAGUCAAUUGGUUAAGCUAAGUUUUGAGAUAUGCUCGUUGCGUAAUCUAACCCAUCUGGAUGUGGCCAACAAGCAGCUAACGAAGAUACCCGUGGAGUUGGGACGUCUGCCCCUGACGAAACUCGUACUUCUUGGGAAUUGUCUGGGAGAACUGAACGAUUGGUCAUUUCUAAAUGGCAUCAAAUUGAGUGAAUCUCUUUGUGAAUUGGAUUUAUCUGGUGGUUAAAUGGCAAAAGCUGGUUCAUUUGAAUCUAAAUCACAAUAAUCUAACCUUUUUACCCUUUGCCAUGCGACGA